AUGGCUCUAAUUUCUUCCAGUUGCCAUCUCAUUAUUGAAUUCCUAUUGAUGAUCCUGAUCAGGUGCUGCAUACUCUGCUCAGGACAGUAUUUGAAUGCCUCUUUUGUUUUUGGGGAUUCAUUGGUUGAUUCUGGGAAUAACAACUACAUUGUAUCUCUCUCUAAGGCAAAUUACUUACCAAAUGGAAUUGAUUUUUUACCAACUAGGCAUCCUACUGGUCUAUACACUAAUGGAAGAACAAUCGCUGAUAUAUUAGGUCAAGAAUUGUGUUUACCCAGGUUUACACUACCUUAUCUGGCUCCAAGUACUGCAGGAUCUACAGUAUUGAAUGGCGUCAAUUAUGCAUCUGAAGGAGGAGGGAUCCUCAAUGAGACAGGCCAAUUGUUUGGUGGACGCAUCAACUUAGAUGCACAGUUAGAUAACUAUGCUAACACAAGGCAAGAGAUCAUCUCAAGCCUAGGGUUGGCUUCAGCUUUGACACUGCUUCACAAAUCCCUUUUCUCUGUUAUUAUUGGUUCAAACGAUUUCAUCAACAACUACCUCGCUCCAUUGGUCUCGAUACCUCAGAGAGCAACAACGCCUCCAGAAACAUUUAUCAAAGAUCUUAUAUCAAAAUAUAGACUUUAGUUAACGAGAUUAUAUAACCUGGAUGCUAGAAAGAUUGUCGUCUCAAAUGUGGGUCCUAUUGGUUGUGUUCCUUAUCUAAGAGAAAUCAAUCCAUCGGUGGGAGCCAAUUGUGUGUCAUUCCCAAAUCAAUUGGCUCAACGAUUCAAUGAGAGAUUGGAGGACCUUGUUAAGGAGUUGAGCUCAAACCUUGAAGGAUCUCUCUUCGUAUAUGCAAAUGUUUACCCUAUAGUUUUGGACAUUGUUCAAAAUUAUACCAGCUAUGGAUUUGAGGUCUCGGAUUCCGCAUGUUGCUUUGUUUCGGGGAGAUUUGGAGGUCUAUUACCAUGUGGACCGACUUCAAGGGUUUGCCCUGAUCGAUCCAAGUAUGUGUUUUGGGAUCCUUAUCAUCCUUCGGAUGCUGCAAAUGUGACUAUUGCCAAGAGAUUAUAUGAUGGUGGGCAGGAUGAUAUCUUCCCAAUGAAUGUUCGGCAACUUGUUCAAGCUUAAGAGUUUGGAUUCAGAAUUAUUGGUGGUUUUAGGAUGAUUGAUUGAUGAUAAUCCAUGAACAGAAUUGGUCUUCAUAUCUGUAUGUGUUUGUGUACUUUUAGCUAAAUCUGAACGAUGUACAAUGUGUAGCAAGUUAACAUUCAUCCACAGUGCAUCUCUGCAGU
Molecule: messenger RNA, 1277 nt
Organism: Asparagus officinalis (garden asparagus)
Lineage: Eukaryota; Viridiplantae; Streptophyta; Magnoliopsida; Asparagales; Asparagaceae
Product: GDSL esterase/lipase At4g16230-like
Exons: 5
Molecular function (GO): hydrolase activity, acting on ester bonds
Source: RefSeq, a predicted model, not a curated record